AUGAAAUACUCCACAUCUCUCGUGUCAAUAGUGCUACUCUUGAGCAGUACCAGCUCUGCCGCAUCACUUUGGGGGUCACAUAAGCCUUCAUCCAACCAACAGCACCCACUCAUCUCGACGCAAAGUCAACACUCAAUCAUGGACAAGCUGGUUCCAGACUUUCUUAAGCCUCAGGGCUCAGCGCCCAGCGAAGGUGUCGCUACUGGGGAAGACCGGCCCGUCGUAUCAGACGUGCUCCCCAAGACAAAGGGAAUCAACAUCUUUGCCCAGCUUACUCGAGAUUUUGAUUCAGUUUCAUCCCGCCUCAAUGAUGCUUCGCGCAAUAUCACAGUCCUUGCCCCGCGCAAUAGUGCAGUGCAGUCUCUCCCCCGCAAGCCGUGGGAAGAUCCCGAGGAAUACGCCAAGUUUGGAGAGGUGAAUGCGUAUGAAGGUGGUGAUGGCAAGGAGCGUGCUAGAGACAAUCUACGCCGGUUUGUCGAGGCUCAUAUCAUUCCUGUCAGCCCGUGGCAAGCAGACGAGGAAGUUGAGAGUCUGGCUGGGAAAAAGCUGAAAUGGACGAAAGAUGGAGACAAGGUCAUUUUGCAACCGGACAAUAUUGAAGUGGAAGCAGUGGCUGAGAAAGUAGCGAAUGGGGAAGUCUGGAUACUGAAUGGGGUGGUCGGCUCCAAGUCGGGAUAA
Messenger RNA from Penicillium oxalicum, 678 nucleotides. RefSeq lists its product as uncharacterized. The record is from RefSeq and is a predicted model, not a curated record. Lineage: Eukaryota; Fungi; Ascomycota; Eurotiomycetes; Eurotiales; Aspergillaceae. The coding region runs from base 1 to 678 and encodes 225 amino acids. The transcript has 2 exons.